AAAUUAAUAAAUAAAACAAAGUUGAAUACAAAUGGAAUGGUGGACGAGUAUGCACAACAAACAUUUAAAAUAUGGGUAAAAAAUAGCUUUCACAUUAUAUGUAGUUCAUAUCUUCACUGUAAUCAUAACUUUCCCGCACAUUUCUUCAUCCUUGACAUCACUUGUAUCCUCUAGACAUCAAUGAGGAUACAGAAGACACUGGUGGUCCAGUAUCAUGGUGAGUUCAUAUUAUCAGCCUCGUUUGCAUAAGAUGAAAUGUUGACCUCUCAAAUUAAUAAUAUGUACUCUGAUCUUAUGAUGAGGGUCACGUUUUUGAAAGUGAUAAUGUAUAUUUUAAUAUUUUAAGAAAAUAGAUGCAGGAACUUCUUCUAGAGGACAACAUAAAUCAUAAUGAGGAAAAAAAGGGUAAAGAUAUCAGGUAAAACCUGUCACAGAGUUUGGUUUUCCCCAACAGAUCAUCCAUCAGAUAUUCCCAGAAGUUUCUAAUCAGUAUUAACUUGUCUUCUUAUAUGCCAACACACUUCUAACUCCAUUUGAGAUAGACGAUGCGACUACUGUAUCUCUUGUCUCUUUUGGUACCUGUGGUCCUCAGCAACCCUGAGUUGACAACUUCCCAGGGUAGGCUCCGGGGUCGUGUCUUGAACUCCAGGAAUGGCAGGAAAUACUUUGCCUUCAACAGCAUACCUUAUGGACAGCCACCUGUGGCAAACCUCAGGUUUAUGCCUCCAUUACCAGCCAAGAAUUGGACAGGAACAUUGGAUGCAACUAAAGCAAGUCCUAUAUGUUACCAGUGGGAUUAUGCUAAAUCUAUAGCAAAAGGACAGGAAGAUUGUCUAUAUCUGAAUGUUUACACUCCAAAGAUAUCAAAUUUAUCUUUGCCAGUUAUGAUUUACAUCUAUGGAGGUGGAUUUAAAGUAGGAGAUGCAGGGCCAGCUGAAUCUAGCCAGUAUUUUAUGGAUGAGGAUGUAGUCUUAGUCAUACCAAAUUAUCGUCUCGACAGAUUAGGUUUUUUCAGUUUGGAGGAUGAAAUAAUUCCUGGUAACAUGGGUUUGAAGGACCAGGCACUUGCUUUGGAAUGGGUGAGAAAAGAGAUUACAGCUUUUGGUGGAAAUCCAGACCUGAUAACUGUCUUUGGUAACAGCGCUGGUGGUGCUUCGGCUCACUACCUCUGCUCAGCUCCCAGGCUCUCAGGUCAGAUAAAAGGUUGUAUAUCUCAAAGUGGAGUCGGUGGUGCUGCAGCGUGGGCACUCAGCAGGCCUGGAGAAGCCCGUGCAGCAGGUUUAAAAAUAGUGAAAGCACUAGGGUGUCCAAAGAAUGAAAUUCUAUCUUGCCUGCAACACAAAAGUGCAGAAGAAGUCUCAGAUGUGACCUUAAUCCCUGCCAAUGAGAAAGGUGCAAGGCCUACUCCAGUGAUAGAGCCACCAUCAGACCAUGCAAUAAUAACAUCAUGGCCUCCUAAAAAAAAUGAUUUCCCUUGGAUUGCCGGAACAACAGCAGAUGAAGGAAUGCUGUUUACUGGACACACGUUGCGCUUGAAAAACCAGUCAGAUGUUGUGGAGCGAAUUUUUGACAGAUUUACUACUAGAGAACCAAAUCUAAUAUUAGCUGGAAGGAAGUUUGGAACUGAAGCCUUUUUCUUGUAUCCAACUCUUGAAGCACUAAAACACCAUAAUGGGCCUAAAUACUUUUAUAUAUUUGAUUAUAUUGGAGGACCUUCAUAUUACGAAAUCUUGCUGAAUAAGAAUCUCAAUAUCACAGGUGUCAGUCAUCAUGACGAUUUUCCUUAUUUAUUUUACAUGCCUAAUAAGUUUAAACCAGAAGGAUGGCCAGGACCCAAAGACAUUCUGGUUUCACAAACACUAAUAAAAAUCUGGGUGGCAUUUGCUAAAGAACAUCUGAGGAAUCCUACAAUAAUGAAGCAGCAUACAAAAUAUAUAGAAAUCGCAAAAGAAGAUUUAAAUAAUGAGAAGUAUAAAACAAGCUUGCAUGCAUCUCAUUGCAUGAUUUUCUCUUUCAACAAUGGUAAAGUUAUUCUUGAAGAUGAGUAUUAUGCAAAAGCAAAUGUUCUGAUGCAGAUGAGAUUCGAUGGCCAUUUGGGAUUCCCAGGAGGUCUUGUUGACGAAGGGGAAACUCCUGAAGAAGCUGUUACUAGAGAAAUGGAAGAAGAAAUGGCCAUGGACAGACAAAAGUUGAAAAUUAGCGCUGAAGUGAUGGGUAUAAUGAGGAUUCCUCUCUAUACGAUGAUUGAUGGUUAUAGAGGUUUCCCAGCAUUCCUUGAUAACUGCUUCAUCGGUAACUCCAAAGAGCAGCUCAUUUACACAUUGAUUCUUAAAGGAAUCAUGACAAAAGAAGAAAUUGACAAAUCAUUAGAAGCGAAACCAUCAUAAAUAAACCAUCAUUAACCACCAGUUUUAAUAAAUAUUAUAAAAAAUAAUAAAUAAAUAAAAGUUUUAUCUUACCAUUAUAAAAUGUAAAUAAUUUAAAAAUUGGAAUGAAAAAUGGACUUUUCUAAUUUUUAUUUCAUAUUUUUGACCAGAAGAUAUGACUUAUUUUUCUUUUAAAACUUUCCUAUGAAUAAACCAGUGUACUUAAGAUAUUUUAUUAUUCAAAAUAGAUGGUUAAGUUCAAAAUUAAA
Nezara viridula (southern green stink bug) is the source of this 2635-nucleotide messenger RNA. NCBI's taxonomy places the organism in Eukaryota, Metazoa, Arthropoda, Insecta, Hemiptera, Pentatomidae. The record is from the annotation of a GenBank genome assembly.